Tinamus guttatus (white-throated tinamou) is the source of this 7925-nucleotide messenger RNA. The record is from RefSeq and is a predicted model, not a curated record. NCBI's taxonomy places the organism in Eukaryota, Metazoa, Chordata, Aves, Tinamiformes, Tinamidae.
AAUUUUGAGGAGUGAGAAGGAGGUACCAGACUCGAUGAGUUUCCACCGAAAUGUCGGAAAAGUCAGGUCAGAGUACAAAAGCAAAGGAUGGAAAAACCAAGUAUGCAACACUCAGUCUGUUUAAUACUUACAAGGGAAAAUCACUGGAAACUCAAAAAACCACAGUUGCCGCACGCCAUGGAUUGCAGAGUCUUGGGAAAGUUGCUAUUUCGAGGAGGAUGCCUCCCCCUGCUAACCUCCCUAGUCUCAAAGCAGAGAACAAAGGCAAUGACCCUAAUGUGAACAUCGUGCCUAAAGAUGGCACAGGAUGGGCUUCAAAACAAGAACAGCAUGAGGAAGAAAAACAGCCAGAAGUGCCGCAGACACAGCCAAAACCUGCCGCUCCUGCUCCUCCAGAAGCAGCUCCUGUUGCCAAAUCAUGGGCCAGUACCAAGCCAGGUGGGCAAGGAGAUGGUCCAGCUAUUCAAGUAAAUAGUUACUUCCAGCAAGAGUUUCCCAGUCUGCCGGCAGCUGGGGAUCAGGAAAAGUCAGGCAAAGAGAAAGAUGCACCUGAAGAGCAUGGAUCUGGACCCAACUUGCGACCCCAAAAUAGUACCAACUGGAGAGAAGGUGGUAAUAAGAACUCGCCUGGGUCUCCAACUGAUCAAGAAGCUAAAACUCCUGGGCAAGAUGAUAAUGCUGCAGCACCUGGUGAACAAAACGAUGCCCAGAAGGGAGCAGAGAAGAGACUACCACAGGUCCCUCAGCCCAAGCUGAAUGGUCAGCAGCAACCACCAAUCUCAUCUCAGUACAGGGCAAUGAUGCCCCCUUAUAUGUUUAAUCAGUAUCCAAGAAUGGCAUAUCCUCCUUCCAUGCAAGGUCCAACAAGGUUUCCUGGUUCUGACCCUGGCAGAGGGCCAAGGGGAAGAGGACCACCUUCCUGGUGUUCAGAACCUAUAGAGCGCCCAUCUAUUCUUAGUGCUAGUGAACUUAAAGAACUAGAUAAAUUUGAUAACCUAGAUGCUGAGGCUGAUGAGGGCUGGGCAGGUGCACAGAGUGAAGUGGAUUACACUGAACAGCUGAACUUCAGUGAUGAUGAUGAGCAAGGAAGUAGUCAAAAAGAGAAGGAAAGUGGUGAUGAACAAACACCAUCAAAAGACUCUCAAAGCCCUGAUGACCAGAGGGACGGAGAAGAACAGACAAAGUCUGCCACGCAGGUUUCCACAGCAGCAACCAAAGCAUCAUAUGGCAAAACCUCUCAGCUUGAUCAGGAACGGGGUCCAACACAGCCUUCUCUACAUGAAAGAGGUGGUCCUGCUCUUCAUCCAAAAUCUAUUCUGCCACCGCAUCCUCCUCCUGAUCGUCAGGUAGGACCUGGAAGACAGGGUCCCUUUCCCCCUAAACCAGUACCAGAUGAAGAUGAAAUUUGGAAACAGAGGAGAAGACAGCAGUCAGAGAUAUCGGCUGCAGUUGAGCGAGCCCGUAAGCGACGAGAAGAGGAAGAAAGAAGAAUGGAAGAACAAAGAAAAGCAGCUUGUGCGGAAAAGCUAAAACGGUUAAAUGAGAAAUUUGGCUGCGUGACAAAAGGAGCUAGAAAAAGAGAGAGAGAGAAAGAAAAAGAGGAGGAGAAACCAGCCCCUGAGGUUCCUGAGCCUGAAGAACCUGUGGCAGCACCUGUAGUGGAAAAACAAGAAAGUGAAAGCAGGAAUAACAAGGAAGAAAAAGAAGAUCAGCCAGUCUUUACCUGUCAAGAUAGUGGUCGGAAUGAGAAAGAGAAAGAGACACAGGUGACUCAUGAAAGUGAGCCAGAUUCAGGGUCUCAGCCUCGUCCUGCUGUUUCCUCUGGCUAUUCUAAGCAGUUCCAGAAAUCAUUGCCACCAAGAUUUCAGAGGCAGCAGGAGCAAAUGAAACAGCAGCAGUGGCAGCAGCAGCAGCAGGGUGUGCUUCCCCAGUCUGCUCCAUCGCAGCCUUCUAGUGGCCCUGUCCCUCCUCCCCAGCACAGACCUCUCUACCAACCCAUGCAACCACAUCCUCAGCAUUUAGCUUCCAUGGGCUUUGAUCCACGGUGGCUCAUGAUGCAGUCCUACAUGGACCCACGAAUGAUGUCGGGAAGGCCUGCAAUGGAUAUGCCUCCUAUUCAUCCAGGAAUGAUGCCUCCUAAGCCACUGAUGAGAAGAGACCAGAUAGAGGGAUCAGCAACUAGUUCUGAUUCAUUUGAGCACAUGGCUCGCUCGGCGAGAGAGCACGCCGUUCCGCUGUCCGAGCCCCGCAUGAUGUGGGGCUCUGACCCAUACCCCCACGCAGAGCCUCAGCAAGCUAGCUCUCCUCCCAAAGUGUUAGACGAGCCUGAAGAUUUGAGGCCUGAGGCACACAUGGAGCAAGAACGAGUUGCUGCUGUCCCCGCUGCUUAUCCUGUAGAACACAACCAGUUGGACUCUCAUCCAAAGACAGACUUUUUCAGAGAAUCAGGAGAGGUGGAAGUACAGAAGUUCCCAAGCAGGCCUUCGGAAGACGUGCAGUCUCUCCAUGCUGACACACCUAGCCCAGCAGUUAAUUUUGAAGGAGUUGAUGAGAAUGUUACACGCAGCACUCAGGAAGAAUUGGUGCCUGUGGGGGAAAGUCACUCUUCUCUAAAGAGAAGCAUUUCCCAUGGUUCAAGUCACUCUCUAAAAUCAGAAGACCAGAGGAACGAGACAGUAACAAAUAUUCCUAAAUUAAAUAACAGGUCUGUUGAGACAAAGGAGACUGUGGAGAGACUUGAGAUAAAGCCAAAAAGAGAAACUUUGAUCAGUAACAGAACAUCAGAAGGACCAAAACCUGAAAAAACAUUCAAACCGAAGUCUGAAACAAGAUGGGGUCCUAGACCUGGUUAUGGCAGAAGGGAAGAAGGCAGUGAUAGACCAAUAAGAAGAUCUGGUCCUAUUAAAAAACCUGUGCUUAGAGAUAUGAAAGAAGAGCGUGAACAACGAGAAGAACGUGAGCAGAGGAAGGAGAAAGAAGGAGAAAAAGCAACUAGCGAAAAAAUGGGCAAGUCUGAAAAAAGUGACAAAAAGGAAGCACCUCAAGUGCUGCUACCUCAGACCGAGCCUGAAGCAUCUGCCUCGAGCAGUGCUGCUCCUCCAGCAAAGAAGGUAACCCAGGAUGCUGCUUCAAUACCAGUACCAGCAAGCUCAGAGAGCAGUCCAAGUGAGACAGCAGCUAAAGCUCCAGCACAGCCACCCACACCUGCAGUGCAGCAGCAGCUCCCAGCCGCACAGCCCGCGGCCCCACAGCCUCCCCCUGCGGCCCCGCAGCAGCCCCCUGCCCAGCCUGCAGCCCCACAGCAGCCCCAUGUCCAGCAGGCAGCUACCACAGCGAAGGAGGAGAAGCAGAUAGAGAAGGUAGCUAGCAAGGAGGUUGUAGAGAAGCCACGUUUAGAAACCAGACCCGUAAAAAGAGAGCCUGGCUUACCACCUAGAACAUACUGGAAAGAGGCUCGGGAUAGAGACUGGUUCCCAGAUCAAGGAUACAGAGGUAGAGGUCGCGGGGAAUAUUACUCCAGAGGUCGCAGCUAUAGAGGUUCUUAUGGAGGACGUGGCCGGGGCAGUAGAGGCCAUAACAGAGAGUACCCACAACACUACAGAGAUACUAAGCCUAGAUCAGACCAUGUGCCUUCGGGGCCUGUUAGGCAAAGGGAAGAGAGUGAAACUCGUAGCGAGAGUUCUGAUUUUGAAGUUAUCCCAAAACGGCGCCGCCAGCAUGGUUCAGAAACGGAUUCUGACAGUGAAGUUCAUGAAAGUGCAAGUGACACACUGCUUUCGGACAAAGACAGCCUAAGCAAAGGCAAGCACCCCAAGAGAGAGGAAAGACCUGAGAGCAAGAAGCCUCCAAAGCCUCUGAUGUUCAAACCCGAAAACAAUAUCAGAAUAGACAAUAGAUCCAUAGAAAAAACCUACAUAAGGGAAGAUGAGAAUAAACCCAAACCAGGGUUUCUUCCUAAAGGAGAGCCUUCUAGACGAGGCAGAGGGGGAAUGUUUAGACGUGGUGGUAGGGAUCCUAAUGGGCGUCCUCCACGUCCAUCUACAAUAAGGAGGCCAGCCUACAGAGACAAUCAGUGGAACCCUCCUAGGCAAACAGAAAUCAUUAAACCAGAAGAUGGGGAACCUCCAAGAAGAAAUGAACAUUAUGGUCCUAUACCAGUCGAUAAAAGACCUCAAAAAUUUGAGAGGAAGUUUGAUCCAACAAGAGAAAGGCCACGAAGACAAAGGCCUGCUCGGCCUCCAAGGCAGGAUAAGCCACCACGCUUCAGGCGCCUAAAAGAAAGAGAGGCUGCCUCAAAGAUAAACGAGGCAGUAGCUAACUCGUCAACAAGUGCUACAGUUAAUAAUGCAGUUAAUGAGCAGCCCAAUCCCACACUGGAUGUUUCGGGGAGUAAGACACCAGACUUGUCCAACCAAAAUUCUUCAGAUCAGGCAAAUGAAGAAUGGGAAACAGCUUCAGAAAGCAGUGACUUCAACGAAAGGCGUGAGAGAGAUGAGAAGAAGACGGCUGAUGCAGCAGCACAAGUGGCUGUAAAAGCAGGAGAAAACACUGGAGCCCCCAAAAGGGAAAUAGCCAAGAGAAGUUUCUCUAGUCAGCGGCCUGGAAUCGACCGUCAAAACCGACGUGGCAACAAUGGGCCAGCUAAACCAGGGAGGAACUUCUCGGGGCCUCGGGGUGAAAGGCGGAGUGGUCCUCCACCCAGAAGUGGGAAAAGAGGACCAUUUGAAGAGCAGACAGCAAGUUUGCCUGCUGUUGAUCCCACCAACAGCAAUUCUGUGCAUCAGGAAGAAGGUGCUAAUGCUGCAGGACAAAAGAGUGUUAAGGAUGCCAGUGGCAAAAAGAGAGAGGAACCCAAGGCUGGUCCAAAACCCAAGCCUAAGGAAAAAGUGGAUGCCUUGUCUCAGUUUGAUCUUAACAACUAUGCAAGUGUUGUGAUUAUUGAUGAUCACCCUGAAGUGACAGUAGUUGAAGACUCCCAGUCUAACUUGAAUGAUGAUGGUUUUACUGAAGUGGUGUCUAAGAAGCAACAAAAACGCUUGCAAGAUGAAGAGCGCAGAAAGAAGGAAGAACAAACAGUGCAGGUUUGGACCAAAAAAGGAUCAAGUGAAAAAGGACGAGGUCAGAAUUCAAAGCUCCCACCCAGGUUUGCCAAAAAGCAGCAGCAACAGGCAGCAGCUGCAGCUGCACAGCAGGCACAGGCUCAAGCACAGGCACAGCCUCCGUGUGCGACCCAGGCUCCAGGGCAGCCCCAGGCUUCUGCUCAGCCUCCGCCCCAGGCUGCGGGGGGCACAGCCAGUCCCGAGUACACAGUGUCGGGCAAAGUUCUGCAGAACACCCAGGCUCACAAUGGGCUAGGAACUGAGUUGUGGGAAAACAAGGUGCCUUCUACAGCAGUUCUAAAUGACAUCUCCAAAAAAUUGGGACCUAUUAGCCCACCUCAGCCACCUUCAGUCAGUGCUUGGAACAAGCCUUUGACAUCUUUUGGCUCAUCUCCAUCUCCAGAGGGAGCAAAGCCUGGACAGGAGGGUGGAGUUGAGCUCGGUAUAGAAACUAUUCAGUUUGGAGCUCCAGCUUCCAGUGGCAGUGACAAUGAAGUUGGCCCUGUGCUUUCUGAGAAGUCCACUGACAAGCUACCGGAACCGAAAGAGCAGAGACAGAAACAGCCUCGGGCUGGACCCAUCAAAGCACAAAAGCUUCCAGACUUGAGUCCAGUAGAAAACAAAGAGUAUAAACCUGGUCCUAUUGGGAAAGAGCGUUCUUUAAAGAACAGGAAGGUGAAGGAUGCCCAACAGGGAGAGCCGGAGGGACAGGAAAAGCCAUCUCCCACCUCUGUCAGAAGUCCCGAACCUGUCACUACAAAGGAGACCAAAGCAGCAAGUGAACUUAGUACGGAAAUAGGAACGAUGAUAUCUGUGUCUGCUCCAGAGUUCGGAACAAACACAAAGGAGUCUGUAACAGACUACACUACACCUUCUUCUCAUCCUAACACAGUGGCUACUAGCAGUACAAAAAUGGAGGAGACUUUGGUGACAAACGUGCCCCUGCCCCACACCCUUCCCCUCCCUAGGAGGGAGACUCUACAACAGAGCUCCAGCCUAACUCCAGUUUCUCCCGCUACCGUCGACCUCACCCUCAAGAUGGAGUCUGCCCGCAAAGCGUGGGAGAAUUCCCCCAACAUGGGAGAGAAGAGUUCACCAGUGACCUCCGCAGCGUCUCCCAUUGCUAGUGGCAACGGCAGCAGCAGUAGCAGCAGCAGCGCUGGGCCAAGCACUGGUACUUACAGCUCUUUCUCUAGUGCAUCAAUGCCUCCUAUUCCUGUGGCCUCAGUUACACCAACUACUUCUCUGUCAGGAGCUGGAACAUACACAACCUCCUCACUGAGUACGAAGACUACAAGCACCUCAGACCCACCCAAUAUCUGUAAAGUGAAACCACAGCAGUUGCAGACAAGCAGUCUGGCUUCUGCUGGUCACUUUUCCCAGUUGAGCUGCAUGCCAUCCCUCAUUGCUCAGCAGCAGCAAAGUCCCCAAGUCUACGUGUCUCAGUCUGCAGCAGCUCAAAUCCCGGCAUUCUACAUGGAUACAAGUCAUCUGUUCAACACCCAGCAUGCACGCUUGGCACCACCUUCCUUGGCACAGCAGCAAGGCUUUCAACCAGGACUUUCGCAGCCUGCUUCAGUCCAGCAGAUCCCCAUCCCCAUCUAUGCACCUCUACAAGGACAGCACCAAGCUCAGCUGAGUUUAGGAGCGGCACCAGCUGUUUCACAAGCCCAGGAGUUGUUCAACUCCUCCUUACAGCCCUACAGAUCCCAGCAAGCUUUUAUGCAGAGUGGUCUGUCUCAGCCAUCGCCAGUAGUUCUCUCUGGUACAGCCUUGCACAACUUCCCAGCUGUGCAACACCAGGAGCUGGCUAAGGCCCAGUCAAGCCUAGCGUUUCAACAGACUUCUAAUACACAACCUAUUCCUAUCUUAUACGAGCAUCAGCUUGGUCAAGCUUCAGGACUGGGAGGCUCUCAACUUAUUGAUACACAUAUUCUCCAGGCCAGAGCUACACUUACCCAGGCUUCAAAUCUGUAUUCUGGGCAAGUUCAGCAGCCUGGCCAGAGCAAUUUCUAUAACACUGCACAGUCUCCCAGUGCUCUCCAGCAGGUAAACUAUGGCAUGGUGACUGUACCUUUACCAGGAUCACAGCUUUCUUUGCCCAACUUUGGAUCCACAGCGCAGCCACUAAUUGCCCUCCCCCAGUCUUUGCAACCACCACUACAGCACACACCGCCACAAGCACAGGCUCAAAAUCUGAGUAGACCUGCACAAGUAACCCAGCCUUUCAGAGGAUUAAUCCCAGCAGGAACUCAACACAGCAUGAUUGCUGCAACUGGGAAGAUAUCAGAAAUGGAUCUGAAGGCCUUUGGAAGUGGCAUUGAAGUUAAACCUGGCACACCACCGGUUACUGGCAGAAGUACGACUCCAACUUCCAGUCCUUUCCGGGCCAGUUCUACAAGCCCUAACAAUCAAUCCAAUAAAAUGAACAGCAUUGUUUACCAGAAGCAGUUCCAGUCAGCAGCUGCCGCAGUGAGAAUGACACAGCCGUUUCCUGCACAGUUUGCACCCCAGGCAAAGCAGAGAGCAGAGGUACUUCAGUCCACACAGAGGUUCUUUUCUGAGCAGCAGCAGAGCAAACCGAUGGGAGGCAAAGCGCAGAAGGUGGAGGAGAACGGCAGCAAAGCUGCCAAGGCCGUUGCCGACUCCGCCGGGAGCUGCCCGGACAAGGCGGAGGAGAAACCCCCCCCGCCCCCCGCCACAGCCACCAAGCCCGUCAGAACUGGACCAAUCAAACCUCAGGCAAUCAAAACGGAGGAGACAAAAUCGUAGGGGCCGUGUUGCCGUGGAGGUGGGGGAAGAGGGGAGGGCGGGCGAGGUGACAGC